CUUCUGCACAUGCACACACACACACCUCCAUGGACUAAAUUGCACACGGGGACCCACAGCGACCAUCAUAUACUGCAAGUGAGCUGGCUAUGCAUUCAUCAAGCAGAUAAUUGACCUUUCAAUCAAACAGAAAAAAGCAGAUCACACACUGGAACGCACUUUUUCUUUCUUUUUUUACUUUAUUUCUAAACAUCCCGGUGCAGGAAAAAGGAAAACCAUCUUUGUGCUGAUUGUGGAUUAGAAAGAUCCGGAGGUUUUUAUUAUUAUUAUUAGGCUGAGACAAGGAUCCAAAGGGAUAUAACCAGGAAUUAAUCAACUAAAAGAGGCGAAAAAAAGUUUCCCUGCUUCAUCAUGCCGAGGUACGACUUGUUACCAUGUUUGAUGGCGCUCAUCUUCCUGGGACUGUCAGGGAGCGACGAGCCCAAUCUGCUGAUGCCUUCUGCCAGCGAGACGCCCACGGACGCGGAUCUGUCCCUGCUGGACGAGGACGCCGGCUCCCACGAGUGCUCCGCGUGCGUGUGGAGGGAGCAGAGCAAGGUGCUGCGGCUGGAGACUAUUAAGUCCCAGAUCCUGAGCAAGCUGCGCCUGAAGCAGGCGCCCAACAUCAGCAGAGAGGUGGUCAACCAGCUGCUGCCCAAGGCGCCCCCGCUCCAGCAGCUCCUGGACCAUCACGACUUCCAGGGAGACGCGUCGGCCCAGGAUGAGUUCAUGGAGGAGGACGAAUAUCACGCCACGACCGAGUCCGUGAUCACCAUGGCCUCUGAGCCGGAGCCCCUUGUGCAGGUGAAUGGGAAGCCCAGCUGCUGCUUCUUCAAGUUCAGCCCUAAACUGAUGUUCACUAAGGUACUGAAGGCCCAGCUAUGGGUGUAUCUACGACCACUGCAGCAGACCUCCACCGUCUACCUGCAGAUCCUGCGGUUGAAGCCAGUCACGGAACAGGGGAGCCGCCACAUCCGCAUCCGUUCCCUGAAGAUCGAGCUCAACUCCAGGGCCGGCCAUUGGCAAAGCAUUGACUUCAAGCAUGUGUUGCAGAACUGGUUUAAACAGCCCCACACCAACUGGGGAAUCGAUAUCAACGCCUUCGAUGAAAGCGGCAAUGACCUGGCAGUUACCUCUCUGCGGCCCGGGGAGGAGGGGCUGCAGCCGUUCCUGGAGGUGAAGGUUCUUGAGACCGCCAAACGUUCUCGAAGGAACCUUGGUUUGGACUGCGAUGAGCACUCCACUGAGUCUCGCUGCUGCCGCUACCCUCUGACUGUGGACUUUGAGGCCUUCGGCUGGGACUGGAUCAUUGCCCCCAAGCGUUACAAAGCCAACUACUGCUCCGGCCAGUGCGAGUACAUGUUCAUGCAGAAGUAUCCGCACACCCACCUGGUGCAGCACGCCAACCCGCGCGGCUCCGCGGGGCCCUGCUGCACCCCGACCAAGAUGUCCCCCAUUAACAUGCUUUACUUCAACGACAAGCAGCAGAUCAUUCAUGGCAAGAUCCCAGGGAUGGUGGUGGAUCGGUGCGGCUGCUCCUAGGAUGUGAAAGAUACACACACUUAAAUUCAACCCUCAUUAAACCACCCAAAACCCUAACGGAGCUCUCCACUCCACAUUUCACUUUCGCUCGAAACAUCCUGCUGGGUUUCCAUUUUUUUUUUUUUUCAGUAAUUAAUUUGAUUCUAACUGUAUAAAAAGUUAUAAAUGAAAAAAAAGAAUCAAAAAAAGAAAAAAGCUAAAGAUGGAAAUACAGUAUUUAAUGAAUGAUUCGGGUCUGCUUGUGGAGCAGCCUCAGAAAACGGUGAGACAAAACUAUGUUCUAGAGUCCAUGUUAGUUUUGUGAUUUCUAUUUUUUAUGGCAUCUUUGUGAAGUGUCCAGGUUAGUGGAAUGUGGUGACAGCUGACAUGAGUAUAUUUCAUCAAGCAGCGUCAGUUUCUUAGGGUUUGUUCCAAAAUAUAUUUGAGUUUCAGUUACUCUUACUUUUGGGAAAUAAAAAAAAAAGUAUCCAUUUAGAUUUCUGCAAAGAAGUUGAGAAGGGCGGGGGGGCAUGAUCAUUAUCAUUUUGCAAUUCAUGCAUUUUAAAACAUCUCAAUAGCUGCAAAUAAUAUUGACGACAAAAACAAACAGAGGUUUUACUUUUACUUAAAAGAUGUUUGGACAAAUUUAGAAUGUUGUCUGCUGAUGUUUAGGAAACUAAACGAAAAUCCAAAACCAAAUCUGUUUCCUCUUAAUGGCUUUGAUAUUUACACUUUUUAAGUUAAUUAAACUUUUACCUGGUUUAAUUCUGUAAAACAUGAAGCAGAAGUCCCAGAACAUGUAGAUGGGAAAGAUUUAGCCAAUAACACUCAAUUGAGGUCUGAGAUGAAAACAUUGUGCGAAUGCAGUUGUGGAUUUAGAGGGAAGAAAGGACAACCUUCAGCUAGGUCAUUUAGAAACGGUAACAUGUGAUCCCAUUUAUCAUAUAUCACUAUAUAAUUAAUCAAUAAAUUAAAAAAUGUAUAAAUACAAGUCAUAAAAAUACAACUUUGCAACAAUACAAGUUCAAAUCACAAAUUUACAAGUACAAAUUAAUGAGUACAUAUCAGACUUUUAUUCUUACAAAUCACACAAA
This is a messenger RNA of Cyprinodon variegatus (sheepshead minnow), 2594 nucleotides long. Its product is annotated as growth/differentiation factor 11-like. The transcript has 3 exons. Gene Ontology annotation, cellular component: extracellular region. Gene Ontology annotation, biological process: SMAD protein signal transduction. The coding region runs from base 352 to 1521 and encodes 389 amino acids. The record is from RefSeq and is a predicted model, not a curated record. Gene Ontology annotation, molecular function: cytokine activity; growth factor activity. NCBI's taxonomy places the organism in Eukaryota, Metazoa, Chordata, Actinopteri, Cyprinodontiformes, Cyprinodontidae.